CUCAGAGAAAACAAAAAAGCUGUUGUGAAAUGUAAGAAUGUGAAAAAUGCUAAAGAUGUGAAUCAAGUCGCAUUCUUAAGGCAACCUUGUCUCCUCCCCGCAAGGUACCCCUUCUCCUUUCCUCUAUUCUAAUCAUUCCUUUACAUCCAUUUCUUCUUUCUCUUCUUUUUUCUUUUUUCUUUUUUCCUUUUCCAUCUUUCAUUUCAGAAGCACCUCAACUUCCCCUUAUUCUCAGGUCACGUCCAAUGACAACUCCACAACCACAGCAGCAGGACCGCCCAUCCACGGCUUCAUCCGCGCCCACUUCUCCCACAUUGCCUGCUGUUAGCGCCAGUCUCAACCUCAGCAAGCUCAGUGAGGAAAACUCUGCUUUCUAUAGCGAGCCGACGUUUGAUGAUAAAAAGAAGAUGCCUUCGCUUGCUCUUUCGCCAACACAGGAAAAGGCUAUUGACAUACCCGAUACCAAACCGGCUCCCGUCGAUACAUCAUCCAAGCAGUCUGAGCCAUCUGCCUCAGCUUCGUCGGCAAACCCUGCCGCCCCAACCGCAUUGGUUGCACCAACUACAACUACAGCCGUAACUACAACCACAGCUACCAAGGAGGCCGGAACCCCAACAGUUGAUGUUCCCUCAAAUCCUCUCUCUGCACCAGCACCCAAUCCCAUCUCACCUGUAGCGAACACAGCGUCAGAAGCCGCGCCAGUCUUGAAUAUUUUUUCGACUGUAACAGAAGAAUUUGACACUGAUGUUGACAUGGUAGAAAGCAAAGAUGGACCCAGUUCCGUAGAUAUUUCUGUCGGAUCGACAACAGACAAGUCAGAACCUAAGGAAAACGGAGCCUCAGCCGUAGGAGUAGAGGUGAAAGCUCGAGAUGACAGGAUUGUGGAAUUGGAAACGCUCAAUAACUCACUUCGCAAUGAUCUGGACGAGCUCUCGCAGGAGAAGCAAAGCGUGGACCUGGAGCUCAAUCGUACCCGCGGUGCCUACCAUGAGCUUCAUCGGCAGCAUAUGGACUUGCAGCAAAAGUUGGCCAAGCGUGAUAGAGAUUAUGAGGUCAUGUCCAAAAACUAUCUGGAGCAUGUUCGCCUCAUUCGCGCCACUGAUGACGAUCACUCUACUAUCAUGGACCGUCUAACUCAGCUCAAAGCCUCCAUCGAGCAUCUGAUCAGGAAAGCCCAGGGAGGACGUUCCGUUAAUUUGAAUCGAGAAGCUGCAGUGGAACAUUUCAAGAACUCGGGCCUGCUAGAUAAUUUUCCGAUUCCUGAAGACAAGUUAGAGUCAUUCCAUUUGAACCUUUACAUGGAAUCCGUAGUCAUGACUACAUUGGUCUCUUGCUUCUUUGACAAGUCUCUCAACUGCAUCUUUGACUACAACAAGGGCUUCAAGGAAAUUUACGAUUGGAUGUAUCAGCGUAAUGAAAAGCUGGCUGUACGCUGGAGACAACAGCUCUGUGUUAUGUUGACUCAGGAUCCGGCAACCAAGGCCCGGCAGGAGGAGGAGGUGACAACAGCUGCAAACGCAUUGUCAGAGCUUGUGUCUAAAGUCUACACAAAUGCGAACGAGCUAAACAAGAUCAAAGACAUUUGUAACAAAGCGUUUGAGCUUUCAAUAGCCAUGACAGGCCUCGAAUCCGUUAUUAGCCCUGUAACAAUUCCACUGGGUGCACCGUUUGAUGAGGAAAGCAUGGGAACGUCGUUGAAGAGCAACCCUGAAGGCAAGGUUGCACUUGUAAUCUUUCCAGCUUUCAGGGAUAAGGAGUGUGCUUUUGACGUCCGGCCCAAGGUGUGGUGCUACUGAAAGGCUUUUAGGAAAAAUAUGGCAACAGGCCAUUCUUGGGUGUGAAUAUGCAAU
Messenger RNA from Lobosporangium transversale, 1850 nucleotides. RefSeq lists its product as hypothetical. Bases 246 to 1796 code for a protein of 516 amino acids. The transcript has 2 exons. The record is from RefSeq and is a predicted model, not a curated record. Lineage: Eukaryota; Fungi; Mortierellomycota; Mortierellomycetes; Mortierellales; Mortierellaceae.